This is a messenger RNA of Cucumis melo (muskmelon), 1324 nucleotides long. Its product is annotated as probable trehalose-phosphate phosphatase C. The record is from RefSeq and is a predicted model, not a curated record. The transcript is spliced from 9 exons. Gene Ontology annotation, biological process: trehalose biosynthetic process. The coding region runs from base 50 to 1096 and encodes 348 amino acids. Lineage: Eukaryota; Viridiplantae; Streptophyta; Magnoliopsida; Cucurbitales; Cucurbitaceae. Gene Ontology annotation, molecular function: trehalose-phosphatase activity.
CUCUACUCCAUAGACAAAAGAAAAGAAAUAAUAAUAAUAAUAAAUAAAAAUGGAUAUUUCUCAUUUCUUUAGCAAUGUUUUGUUGAAAAUUUUCUUCCCUUUCACUUUUGGUUUUCCCACCGGCCGCCGCACAGUGUUCUUCAGAUCGUUAAUGGGACUGCCCACCCCACUUUCCGGUGACCGGAAGUCCGUACAAGUUGUUCCCAAUAUUGACAAUUCUUCGGACGAUGAAACCAAUUACAAUUCAUGGCUGAAAAAACAUCCUUGUGGGUUGGAAUCAUUUGAGGGGAUAAUGAAAGGGCUGAAACGGAAGAAAAUUGUUGUGUUUUUGGAUUAUGAUGGAACUCUUUCCCCCAUUGUUGAUGAUCCUGAUCGAGCUUUCAUGUCUUCUGAGAUGAGAGAGGCCGUAAGAGAAGUGGCAAAAUGCUUUCCAACAGCAAUAAUAAGUGGAAGAAGCCGAGAUAAAGUAAAAGAGUUCGUGAAAUUAAGUAAUGUUCAUUAUGCUGGGAGCCAUGGAAUGGACAUUACUACGGCUCCAACUUCCGACAAUGAGGUCGAUGCGGUUUCUUUUCAACCUGCCAAGAAAUUUCUACCAGUAAUUCAACAAAUUAGGGAAGUAUUAGAGGAAGAAACUAGAAAAAUCGAAGGUGCAAUGGUGGAGGAUAAUAGAUUUUGUGUUUCGGUGCACUUUCGACAUGUUCAUGAGAGGGAUUUGGAUAAAUUGGAAAAAAAGGUAGAGACUGUUCUUGAAAGAUAUCCUGAUUUUCAUAUAACUUCGGGCAAAAAGGUUAUGGAGAUAAGACCUACCAUAAAUUGGAACAAAGGGCAUGCAAUGGAAUAUUAUCUGCACACUCUUGGACAUACUAACGAAGACGAUGUUGUUCCUCUUUACAUCGGAGAUGAUCGAACUGACGAAGAUGCUUUUAAGGUAAUACAAAUGAGAGGGCAAGGGAUUGCAAUACUUGUAUCAUCAAUACCAAAGAACACAAGGGCAUCAUACUCUUUGAAGGAUCCAUCGCAAGUUCUGGCUUUUCUGUUAAGGCUAGUAAGAUGGAGGAAGCUCUCAUCUUCUUCAAUUACAAACCCACUUCCUUAGAUUUAGAGAAAAAUAGGGGAGGUGAUCUAUUUAGGUAUAUAGGUAUCUACGGAAAUUAAACAAGAGAUGGAGAUACCUAAAUCCUACAAUUAAUUAAAUACACAUGCGUUUUAUUUGUUGAUUAAUAUGAACAUAUAAUAACAUGAACAAAUUGCCCCUUUUGUUGGCCUAAUUGAGCCUAAUUGAGGAGGUUGUUACAUCUUAUAAUAGUUGUAUAUUGGCUCAAAA